AUGCAGUCAGAAUCUAUUCCAGAGAAAGCUAGGGAAUUAGUCUCGAGGGUUUGGGGUGUACUUUUUGGUCACACUUUCAACUUGGCGUGUUUAUUUAAAUGUGGUGGUAAAGGAUUCAGUGAAGUUGCCAAGAAAGUUCAUGCUAUGGGUUUGAAGUUUGGAAUUCAUGUUAUGAGAGGAAUAAGUACACAGGCUGUGAAUGCAAACACCCUAAUCUUAGACACAAUCAAGGGAGGUGCCUAUGAGGAGUCUGGUAGAAAUUGGCGGGCGACAGAUAUUGGUCUGAAAGAGAGGACAUGCGCGUGGAUGUCACAGGGUUUUAUGAGUGUGGAUACUAAGCUUGGAGCUGGUAGAGCUUUCUUGAGGUCCCUCUAUCAGCAAUAUGCUGAAUGGGGUGUUGAUUUUGUGAAAGAUGACUGUGUUUUCGGCGAUGAUUUAAACUUAGAUGAGAUAAGGGUUGUUUCAGAGGUUCUAGAGGAGCUCAACCGUCCAAUCUUGUAUUCUCUCUCUCCUGGAACUAGUGUAACACCCACCAUGGCCAAGGAUGUAAGCAACCUUGUGAACAUGUACCGAAUCACAGGAGACGAUUGGGAUAAAUGGGAGGACGUGGCUGCCCAUUUUAACGUAACAAGAGACUUUUCUGGUGCUAAAAUGGUAGGAGCCCAGGGCUUGAAAGGGAAGUCAUGGCCUGACUUGGACAUGCUUCCACUGGGAUGGCUUACCGAUCCAGGUUCAAAUGAAGGUCCACACAGAAUCUCUGCUCUCACCCUUGAUGAGCAAAGAACACAGAUGACUUUGUGGUCUAUGGCCAAGUCUCCUCUCAUGUUUGGAGGAGAUCUGAGGAAGCUUGAUAAAACCACAUAUGAUCUCAUCACUGAACCCACCUUGCUCGAAAUAAAUUCGUUUAGCACAAUUAACGUGCAGUAUCCUUACAUCACUUCAAGUGACGAGCCAGACAUGGUCCUUACAAGGAAAUCUAGAAAUGUAAAGGAAGAGAGAACACUAGAUAACCAUGUUAUGGGUCUCACUAGCUGCAAGGAUGAUAAGACAAAUGGUUGGGUCAUCGAAUCUCUUGAUCAGGGGUUUGACCGUGUUUGCUGGAAGAAAAACACAGGAAGCAAGUAUAAACCACCAUUUUGCUUGUACAAGAGAAAACCAGUCUUGACAACCAAUGAAGAGAUGGUAUACGGACAACAGUAUAAAGGGGGAGCUCAUUUAUUAGCAACAGAUAAAGAGAACUUAUGCUUGGAAGCAUCUCCAAGUCGGAAGCUUACUUCUCAGGAGAUGCAUAGUAGUUCAUUUUCCCCUUGCAAAUGGAAUGCAAACCAGAUGUGGGAGCUAGGCGUUAACGGCUCCCUAGUAAACAGUUAUUCUGGUCUAUGUGCAACACUGAAGAAAGUAAAAGCGAACGUUGACUCCAGAGGAAUUCGCUCUUGGGUUGCUAAAGGAAGAAGAGGAGAAAUCUAUCUCUCUUUUUUCAACCUAACCCCGGAAAAGACAACCGUUUCUGCAAACAUAUCAAAACUGGCUGCACUAUUUUUUCCUCAGAGGAAGUUUAGUAAAGCUUCAUGCAAGUACAGAGAAAUAUGGAGUAAAAAAGACUUCGGAAUAGCAAAAGAAGAAACAAUCUCAAUUAGCAUAAAUGAACAUGGUUGCGCACUAUUUGUCCUCAACUAUAACUGGUUGUAA
Molecule: messenger RNA, 1689 nt
Organism: Papaver somniferum (opium poppy)
Lineage: Eukaryota; Viridiplantae; Streptophyta; Magnoliopsida; Ranunculales; Papaveraceae
Exons: 12
Coding region: 1-1689 (562 amino acids)
Biological process (GO): carbohydrate metabolic process
Molecular function (GO): hydrolase activity, hydrolyzing O-glycosyl compounds
Source: RefSeq, a predicted model, not a curated record